Lineus longissimus is the source of this 3870-nucleotide messenger RNA. RefSeq names its product transcription factor GATA-3-like. The record is from RefSeq and is a predicted model, not a curated record. The transcript has 6 exons. The coding region runs from base 346 to 1869 and encodes 507 amino acids. Gene Ontology annotation, biological process: cell fate commitment; positive regulation of transcription by RNA polymerase II; negative regulation of transcription by RNA polymerase II. Lineage: Eukaryota; Metazoa; Nemertea; Pilidiophora; Heteronemertea; Lineidae. Gene Ontology annotation, cellular component: nucleus. Gene Ontology annotation, molecular function: RNA polymerase II cis-regulatory region sequence-specific DNA binding; zinc ion binding; DNA-binding transcription factor activity, RNA polymerase II-specific.
CAUUGUAUCAAUCCGGUCGUUGUAACGAGCACGUCGAUUGGCUAUAAUGCGUUCGUCGCGCCAGCUCUGUCUGCGCCAGCCAGCAGGCUGGCGCCAGGGGUAGAAUUAUGUGCCGAAACGGGGAAUCGCACAAACACCUUUGCAAGGCUAACUUACAAACUUAUGGGACAGGAUUCAGACAAGUCUGGAUAAAGACGGAUUCUAACGGUUAAAAUCUCAUCAUUUGCCUUUUACUCAGGAAUAAAAUCGACAUCUUGACUUCUAGGAAUUUCAGAUAAACCAGAUAACCCCGCUGACAACGAUUUAUAUUCGUGAUUUCACGCAGUAGGAGAUUACUAAACUGAUAUGGACGUUGGAGGAGACCAAGGUUCGACCUGGAUUCGCCCGGACACACGAGCACCAACCGGACUUGAUCAAACUUCAAACGGGAUGCUCUCUGCAGAAGAAGUCCCAGAUAUGUUCUUCCACUCUGCGGUGGAUGGCAACUCCUCGCAUAUGAACCCUGCUAGUUAUUACUCCAGUCCUGCUCGGGCGGCUGUCCACAGCUACAGGCCGCCAACUCAUGGCGGCAGCCAAGUGUGUAGACCUCACUUCCACACACCUCUCCAUCAUUGGAUCACAGACACCAAACCAACCAUGGUCCCUCACGCCCAUUCCAACUGGAUGUCUCCCUUCAGCAAAGGUCUGACGCAUCCACACACAUCGGGACCACUCUCAGUACACGCAGGGGCCUCAAUAAACAACAACAGCUCCCAAAACGCUUCGCAUUUAUUCAGCUUUCCCCCUACGCCUCCGAAAGAUGGAACGCCGGAGACGGGUAACGCCAACAACAACAACAACAACAAUACAGAGUACAGCCCAGAAACCAAGCCAGCCAAAGACACGAACCCGACGUCGAUGGAUUCCGGGUUUUCUUUCAGUGCGUGUACCCCGACAGCCCAUCCAAUGGCCACGUACCCGGCUUACAUGACAGGGCCCGACUACACCAGUUCCCUCGGGUUCCACCCAGCAGCCAGUAUGUUCAAGGCAGCUACUUUGGCUCGGGCAAGAAGUAACAAACGAUCUAGCUCAGUCUCCACGAUGGACGUGUGGUUUAACCAAUGCAAUGACACCAAUCUUACAAUGUGUACUUCAGAGGGACGAGAGUGCGUCAACUGCGGAGCUACCUCAACACCGCUGUGGCGUCGUGACGGAACGGGACACUACCUGUGCAAUGCCUGCGGACUAUACCACAAAAUGAACGGUGCUAACCGACCACUCAUCAAGCCAAAAAGAAGACUGUCAGCAGCAAGGCGAGCUGGUACAAGUUGCGCUAACUGCGGCACUUCUACGACAACGUUAUGGCGGCGGAACCAGAACGGUGAUCCUGUCUGCAACGCCUGUGGACUUUAUUACAAAUUACACAAUGUUGCCCGACCACUGACCAUGAAAAAAGAUGGCAUCCAAACGCGGAACAGAAAAAUGUCGACGAAAAGUAAAAAGGGGAAGAAGGGAACAUCAAUGUGCGAUCUUUUAAAGCCUUUGGAUAAACCUUUUUCGACAUUCUCUCCGCCAAACCUCAGCCCAGCCAUGCACAACCCCAUGCCGACCUACAUGCCCUCUAUGGGCGGCUCAUACGGUUCUCAUCACGGGUCGUCACAAAUGGGCGGACUAUCAUCCGGUAUGUCCGGUCUAACACACCAUGGUGGACUUUCACAUCACGGUGGUUUCUCACACGGACUCAACCACAGUGGACUGAACAACUUUUCAUUGGGCCAUUCCUCACUGACGUCACUUCCUUCUAGUCUCUCCUCUUCAUUUUCUACGUUACCCUCUGCCGGACUAAAUUUAUCCACAAGUACGACGAUGGUGGGGGCAGCAAUGGCAUGAUAGACGUUGGUCAAAGGAACACUAAAACCCGCUACGGAUAUUUGCAUAAUUUAUUCAUAAGAUGGUGGUCAGUUUUGAAAGGAACUCAUAAAAUGUUGACGUUUCUACCAUAGAGUGACGACAUUUUGAUCUUGAAAUAAUGACGUGUUUCAAGGAAUGUCAUUACUUAUUCCCCAUUCUUUGUGACAACUCUGUAACUCAGUUUUAGCACGUGUAGAUUUGCUAAUAUCAUUCAACACUUGGGUGUGAGGCGUUAUAAGAUAUUUUUAUUCAAUGUCCAGUGUUUUUUUUUCACUGGACUUCAUCAAUAUUCAUAACAUUUGCCUGACUGUGCAAGGGGUUUGCCUCGAUCAGUUUAUUGACUGGACCAAUACUAAAAAGUUACCAUUUGUGUUCAUUUCAUUAUCGUACAUGUAUGCUCAUACACUGAGUGGGAUCGUUUUGUUGUACAUGCAUAUACAUGUAUUAAAUUUUUUUGGAGUCAUACAUGUAGUUGAAUACAUUUGUAUGGCAUUUCGGUUAAUGCCGUAGUAUCAUUUUCAUUUCAUUUGAUCGAAAAUCUGAUGCACAUCACCGAUUUAAUCGAGGAUGACCUGUCGUACUUGACAGAAUCGACCACAUCAGUAAUACUGGCAUGACUGGCGCUCUGUCCAAAGCAGUCCCUAUUAGGCCCGCUAUUGGGUAACUAUCGCUGUAGUCACUUUGCGACACUAUACUACAGGUCAUGGUUUAUCACUGCCGUAUAUAGUUCUCUUCCUGUCUCUGUUUCAUUUUAUCAUACCCCUGUACUUAGAAUACCACACCUUAUUAAAUUCAGAGAGAACGCUUCUUGAUGAGAAUUUGAACUUUUUUUUAUUCUGGGAGUUCGCCCCCAGAGUGGUCGGUUGAGUUCAAAAGUGCGAUUUUUUACAUUUCGACAAAAUUUGGUUAAAUGAGAAAUACUAAAAGUGUUAUUUUUCACAUUUGGAAUAAAUUUUUAACCGUAGUUCAGUCUCUGUCUUCCUAACUUUUGCGACGGUUUUUUGCUUAUCUUUGGCCAUACCAAGUCAUCUCAAGCGCAAAAAGCUUUAACAUUUCCAAAUGAAAAUGGCAUUUUAGAUUUACCAAACAUUCCAAUUCUUCGACUAUAAAAGAUAACGGUAGACAAUUUUUCAGUCAACAUUUUAGUCAAAUAAAAAAAAACAACAGCAUGGGUUUACACACAGUUUACGUUGUCACUUGUCGCGGGUCGUUCUUGUAUUGGAGAAUUCAACACGAGCUCUUUGUAAACCCAGCCUUGGCGGUAUAUGUUCUUUAUCCAGCAGGCAGUGAAUACAGGGACGAUGUUGUUUUUGCACUAGAGAAAUCCAUGACGAUGGCUGAAGCUAGUCUUCAUAUCUUGACAAGUAUUAGACAUAUAUGUAAAUAAUUCAAGAAACGUAUAAAGACUGAAAGUAUGACGCCAAUAAAAUAGCGUAUCACACUCUGAAUUUAAAAAAAUCGCCUUUCCGAAAGGUUUUCGGCUGGCACAGGUGUGCACCCCUAGUUCCUAUGUAAAUGAAAAAUGGGAAAUGAAAAACCUCAAAGAGGUGCGUGAAAAAGCCUCAAAGGUUAGGUGUUUCAAAGGUUCAAAGGCCUUCAUUUUUAGGACAUGUAAGAGCGUACGUCAGGAAGAUUUAAACGAUUUCGGUGUUGGCGGCACCGUUGAUUUUUCUGUAGAUCAACAUCCGUGGUCGUUACAGAAGAAUUUAGCGUUGUCCUUCGUUCAGUCUUGAAACGAUUCUUAUCUAUUUGUAAUGUUUUACCAUGUGCUAUAUUUAGCUGUGUCCAUUCUGUACAUAAUAAUUUAACGUCUAGUUUGGUCAGGUGGUUACCUGGUGUAAGGAAUCCCCAAAAUGGGUUUUUUUUAUACAAAUGAAUGAAAUCUGUCACGUUACAGAAUUGGUGGUAUGUCAUAUCAAUGUGAUAUGGAGAAUAUUAAUAUUAUUUGUAUAUAAGUGAUUUAUUGGUGGUAAACUUGUG